This is a messenger RNA of Pteropus alecto (black flying fox), 1303 nucleotides long. It is a transcript of the gene ZWINT, whose product is annotated as ZW10 interacting kinetochore protein. The record is from RefSeq and is a predicted model, not a curated record. The transcript is spliced from 8 exons. Gene Ontology annotation, cellular component: nuclear body; kinetochore; cytosol. The coding region runs from base 99 to 974 and encodes 291 amino acids. NCBI's taxonomy places the organism in Eukaryota, Metazoa, Chordata, Mammalia, Chiroptera, Pteropodidae. Gene Ontology annotation, biological process: mitotic cell cycle checkpoint signaling; establishment of localization in cell; mitotic sister chromatid segregation.
UGGGCAACCAGUCGCCUGCCCUGGCGCGCAUUUCGCUGUAUAUCCAAAGAAGACAAAAGGAUUGGGAAGGUCAGAGCUGAAAAGCGGCGCAGUUAAAAAUGGAGGCGGCGGACACCCAGGCAGAGGCUGCCGCCCUAGAGGUCCUGGCCAAGCUGGCAGACAUCCUAGAGCCUACAGGCUUGCAGGAAGAGGCAGAACUGCCCGCCCAGAUCCUGGCUGAGUUCGUGAUGGACUCCCGAAAGAAAGAAAAGCUGCUUUGCAGCCAGCUUCAGGUAGUAGACUUACUGCAGAACUUCUUGGCUCAGGAGGACACUGCCAAGGGCCUGGACCCCUUGGCUUCUGAAGACACGAGCCGACAGAGGGCAGUUGCAGCCAAGGAGCAAUGGAAAGAGCUGAAGGCUACUUACCAAGAACACGUAGAGGCCAUCACAAGUGCCCUGGCCCAGGCCCUGCCCCAAAUGGAAGAGGCCCAAAGGAAGCAGGCACAGCUCCAGGAGGCCAUUGAACAGCUUCAGGCCAAGAAACAAGUGGUGAUGGAGAAACUCAGAACAGCCCAGAAACAGUGGCAGCUGCAACAGAAGAAGCAUCUGCAGCAUUUGGCAAAAGUUUCUGCGGAGGUGAGGGAGCGUCACAUAGGAACUAAACAGGAGUUUGAGCAGCUAUAUCAGGAACUUGGAACCCUGAAGCAGCAAGCAGGGCAGGAGCAAGACAAGCUGCAGAGGCACCAGACCUUCCUCCAGCUGUUAUACAUGCUGCAGGGUAAACUGCUACUCCCUGAGGCAGAGGCAGAGCUACCACAGGAACUGGAUCUUCCUGAGAAUAAGCCUCAACAAGUGACCCAGCCCCAGGAACAGAACAUUGGGUACACCAUGGAGAGUGACAGGAGUGUGUCCUCCAAGGCCGACUGCCUACAACCUGCUGGAGAUGCAAGUUUGGCAUGGUUUCCCAGGGACAACAUGGGGGAAAGAUCCUAGAUCAGGUCAGACUCUCACUCAGGGCCUUAUGUUUCUUGACUACAGGUAUGGAAGGAGGGAGGGCCUCUGGUUUACCUCUCUGUAUAUGAACUCCACUCUUCAUGGAGUUCUGUGAGAUGGGAAGAAGUUAUCUUAUGAUUAAAGCCUAGCACCUCAUCCCUGUGCUCAGCCUACCCUAGACUGACCCCUCUUUUAUUUUUCCCCAACCUUAUGGCCCUACGCUCACUGCAGGUGGACUGUCAACUUCUGAGUACAGCCUGAAAUCUGGCCACAGCCCAGGUCAGGGCAGGCUCUGGAUUCUGUUGAUUAAAAGCCCUGGAGCUCUCUCA